Mus caroli (Ryukyu mouse) is the source of this 966-nucleotide messenger RNA. RefSeq names its product baculoviral IAP repeat containing 5 (gene Birc5). NCBI's taxonomy places the organism in Eukaryota, Metazoa, Chordata, Mammalia, Rodentia, Muridae. The record is from RefSeq and is a predicted model, not a curated record.
CAGAAGGCAGCGGGCGAGGGCGCGGGGGCGGGGCUCUCCCGGCAUGCUCUGCGGCGCGCCUCCGCCCGCGCGAUUUGAAUCCUGCGUUUGAGUCGUCUUGGCGGAGGUUGUGGUGACGCCAUCAUGGGGGCUCCGGCGCUGCCCCCGACCUGGCAACUGUACCUCAAGAACUACCGUAUCGCCACCUUCAAGAACUGGCCCUUCCUGGAGNACUGCGCCUGCACCCCAGAGCGGAUGGCGGAGGCUGGCUUCAUCCACUGCCCUACCGAGAACGAGCCUGACUUGGCCCAGUGUUUUUUCUGCUUUAAGGAAUUGGAAGGCUGGGAACCCGAUGACAACCCGAUAGAGGAACAUAGAAAGCACUCCCCUGGCUGUGCCUUCCUUACUGUCAAGAAGCAGAUGGAAGAACUAACCGUCAGUGAAUUCUUGAAACUGGACAGACAGAGAGCCAAGAACAAAAUUGCUAAGGAGACCAACAACAAGCAAAAAGAGUUUGAAGAGACUGCAAAGACUACCCGCCAGUCAAUUGAGCAGCUGGCUGCCUUAUGCUGAGCCUUUGCUGAGAUAACCUGGACCUGAGUGACAUGCCACAUCUAAGCCACGCGUCCCAGCUUUCCCAGCCCGGGCCUCCUAGCAGGAUCUUAGAGAAGGAGACAGUGGUAUUUUGAAACUGGAUAUCAAAUAUUUUUGGUUUUGCUUUAAAGUGGCUACCUCUCUCUGGUUUUGUGGCUUUGCUCUAUUGUGACNUGGACUUAAGCAAUGAGGAAGUGAUGAAGGGACAGUGUUCUCUGACAGGACCUGCGGGGGUCGGGGUGCCUGUGCAAGGCCUUGGUUCUGGCUGUGAUAUUUCCAUACAGGGCUGCAUGGGUAAGUGUGGUUAUAUGUGUUUGUGCUGAUAAUUUUGUCCUGAUGAGUUUUCCUACCACGGGGUAACGGAAUAAAAUCACUUGAAAGAGUGGACUGUAA